AUAAUUUUCCGUGAAAUUUUGUAGUGGACACCAGGGCCCGGCCCCCUUCGGGGCCCGGCCCUGGGGAAAACUCCCACCUGGCAGCCCCUCGUAAGGGCCCUGAGUUAAUGCUAACCAGCACGUCGGCCACGUUUUCUUUUCCCGUGACCUGUAUCAACGGUAAAAUAAGGCCAGCCUCCAAAAGCAAGGUGCACUUGGUUACCUUCGUAGCCAAUAUUCUUAUUGACCUAGCUCGGAUCUCGGUAUAUUUAGAAUGGUUCGCAGUAAACGUUUGGUUUGGAAAUGCGGAAAUUUGGAAAACGAUUAUGAUGCUCUACAUCGUCGCAGGAUUUAGUGCUGUGACGUUGUGCAAAAUAAUAUUCGGCUGGAGACAGGAAGAAACGGGGGCAUUAAUUAAGACAAGUUUUGACUUGGAAGAGUUUGCAGGCAAGUUAGGUUAUCAAGUGGCCGUGGAACGCUGGCGAUCUGUGUGGUUUAUUUGGGCGAUAUUUACCCCACCCUCUCUCGCCAGUUUGGACGCAUUGGUCGCCCUUUUCAAGCCCUGUAUGCCACCCGCUAUGACCAUGACAAUGUCAUCCUGCCAAUCUUGGGAUGAUACUGAUGGAGGUAUCACGUUGCCUACCAGAGUGGUGUUUGCUGCUCUGGAAUACUACACUUUGUCUGGCGUCACUGGAACCGUGUGUCUUUUGACUGGGGCCAUUAUCCUGUAUCCUGUUCUUGUCAUGGAGAUUUGGAUAAAAUAUGUAACAGCGUAA
Messenger RNA from Folsomia candida, 755 nucleotides. RefSeq lists its product as uncharacterized. The transcript has 2 exons. NCBI's taxonomy places the organism in Eukaryota, Metazoa, Arthropoda, Collembola, Entomobryomorpha, Isotomidae. The record is from RefSeq and is a predicted model, not a curated record. The coding region runs from base 108 to 755 and encodes 215 amino acids.